CCACUUUUAGUUUCAGCCGAUGAACAGAUCAACAGGAGAUGGCGUCCAGCAGUGACAUACCACAACCUCGGAGGAGGCAAAGUCUUCCUGAUCCUCCAUUUAUGUUGAACUUGGUGCUGUGUGGGACUGAUGCAGCACUAAAAGCCUCCAUAUCAGAUCUUAUACUGGGCCAGAAGCAGUUCAGUUCCAACCCCAGUCUGGAGCCCAGCUUAACAUGUGUGACAAGAGCUGGAGAAGUGUCUGGAUGCUCAGUUACCCUAGUAGAGAUGCCAGCCCUCUGCAACACACUAUCAGAGCUAUUAGAGGAGGAUGUGAAGUAUGAAGCUCUCCGCUGUGUCUCUCUCUGUGAUCCUGGAGUCAGUGCUUUCCUCUUCAUCGUUCCUGUCGGUCCCCUCACUGAUGAAGACAAAGGAGAAUUGGAGAAGAUCCAGGAACUCUUCAGCUCCAGAGUGAAAGAUAAUAUAAUAGUUAUAUUCACAGCACCUAAUAUUCAACACCCUGUGACGGAUUUUAUUGAAGUUGACCCUGAAGUAAGAAACUUUCUUGCUGUGUGUCAUGAUAGAUAUACACUGCUCAAAAAAAUAAAGGGAACACUCAAAUAACACAAUAUAACUCCAAGUAAAUCAAACUUCUGUG
This is a messenger RNA of Astyanax mexicanus (Mexican tetra), 636 nucleotides long. RefSeq names its product GTPase IMAP family member 4. Bases 39 to 602 code for a protein of 187 amino acids. Lineage: Eukaryota; Metazoa; Chordata; Actinopteri; Characiformes; Acestrorhamphidae. The transcript is spliced from 3 exons. The record is from RefSeq and is a predicted model, not a curated record. Gene Ontology annotation, molecular function: GTP binding.